AUGAAGACCGUCUAUACAGCCAUUCCGUUGGCCCUUUUGGCUGCCGUCGCUCAGGCUGACUCGCAAGCCGCCGGAGCCAAACAGUCUCGUGAUCUCGCAAGCGACGACAGUGAGAAAGGAGAUUUUCUCGGGGAUGCUCCCGAUCAUAACUUCCUCGGAAGUGGCUGGAACGAUCCUCACAAGCAUUCUCACGGUGGUCAUGAUGUGCCAUCUGCCGGAGGUGAAGAUGAUGGCGACCUCGCGCCUGGCUUCGUUUCAUCUCCGAAGGACUCCCCAUUCGGCGGACCACACAAUUUCAAUGAACAGGCUGGUCCAGAUACCUUCUCUGGAUUCAACGACAACAAGGAUGGUGUCAACAAUGACAACAUUGUCAUCACUCCAAUCAACAGCUACCAAGCAGCGCAGGCUCAAGAGCAAGAUGAUUAUAUCUUGCCUCCAGGCCAUCCAGGUCCUCCGGACCCUCUUGGUCCUUCAUACGGAGGUCCCGGUCAUGUUGAGCACCAACCUGAGCAACUUCCGCCCCAGCAGCACUCGGAGCCAAAGCAGGCACCUCCUGAGGAACACCAUGAAGGACCCUCUCCUCCUGCCUACAAGCCUGAACCAAAAGAAGUGGUUCCCCAACCGACUCCAGCGCCUUAUACUCCUGCUCCGGUCCUUGUUCCAGCACCAGUCCCAUCGGCUCACGAGUUACUUCCUGAGAGACACGAAUUGGAUCCCCCAUGCCCUGAAGGAGAGGAUGGUAGCCACCCCGGCCCUGAGCCUCAGGGUGCUGAUAGUUACGCAUCACCUGUUGCGCCCAAGGAGGUUUCCAAGCCUUAUCCUGGAGGAAAUCACCCUGAGGGCAACCUUGAAGGGCACCCUGAAGGCCAUCCGGAUGGUUACCAUUCAGUCCCAGCUGGUAACCCGUUCCAGCCGCCUCAGCCGCCUCAGCCACCAAUUGUGCAGCCACCUUAUCCCUUCCCUCAUGCUACUCCUAGUCAUGACGAUGAUGAUGAUGACAUAUAUGUGCCCCAUCCAGGACCUCAUCCUGGCCCUAGCGGUCCUGAGGAUCACGGCAGUUACCCUGCUUCAGCUGGUCAUCCCACUCCUAGUGAUUCUCAGGAGCAUGGCAGCUACCCCGAUCAUCCUCAUCCUGAUAGCUAUCCUGCUCCUGCUCCUGCUCCUACUCCUUACCAAGCUCCUGGCGCAGGUGAUCACAGCGGCUAUCCCGCGCCUGUGGCUUACCCCAGUCCUAGUGCUUUGGAAGGACACGGUGCCUACCCUGACCCAGCACCUUCUCAUGAGGAUCAUCCCCAUGGCUCCUAUCCUCUGCCAGAUCAUCACGACGACUCUGGCUCUGACACACCAUAUCCUGCUCCUGGCGGUUAUCAACCUCCUCAGGCCUACCGCGAGCCUACGCCUGAUCAACCUAAGACUCCAGUCCACCCUGAUCCUGAAACCAAGCCUGAGCCCGCUUACACACCUGGUCAUGAGUACAGUAAACCCCCAUCUCAGCCAUUUGUCCCUCAUCCUCAGGUGACCGCAUCCAAAUACCCAUCCUCGAUCAGCAUCCAGGCAUCUCCAACUCCAUCUUCGGCGCGCCACGCUUCAUACGCACUCUCCUCUCACCAUACAGCAGCUCACUCUACAACUUCUUGCACUUUUACCAGCACUGCUAGCAAGACGGGAGGCCCUAGCACUACUGCCCCAAACUCCGUUUCACCUUCGGCUUUCACUGGUGGUGCUGGUAGUGUGGCGGCUCCUGGAGGAUUUGGUGUGGCCGUUGUCGGUGCUUUGGCUCUCCUUCUCUGA
Messenger RNA from Talaromyces stipitatus ATCC 10500, 1791 nucleotides. RefSeq lists its product as uncharacterized. The transcript has 2 exons. NCBI's taxonomy places the organism in Eukaryota, Fungi, Ascomycota, Eurotiomycetes, Eurotiales, Trichocomaceae. The record is from RefSeq and is a predicted model, not a curated record. Bases 1 to 1791 code for a protein of 596 amino acids.